This is a messenger RNA of Paramuricea clavata, 4314 nucleotides long. NCBI's taxonomy places the organism in Eukaryota, Metazoa, Cnidaria, Anthozoa, Malacalcyonacea, Plexauridae. The record is from the annotation of a GenBank genome assembly.
AUGACUUUAUUAAUUCGCAUUUGUUUAGGUGAAUCUAUCCCAAUCAGAUUGUUCCUGGCUGGUUAUGAUCUUACGCCGACGUUCAAAGACGUAAAUAAAAAAUUCUCAGUAAGAUAUUACCUUAAUCUGGUCCUUAUCGAUGAGGAAGAAAGACGGUACUUUAAACAACAGGUAAUGUUCUGACUUUUCCAAUGGUUUUAUAUUUUUCAAUUAAAAAAUAAAUACCCACCCUUGGCCAAAAACUUUACAAAAGGAUUCAGUUGUCACACAUGUCCUUUACCACUUCUGGGUUAUCAUUCCAUGUUUCGCGCACCAAUAUAGGUUAGGGUUAGGUAUUAGGGUUAGGUAUUAGGGUUAGGGGUUAGGUUAGGGUUAGGUUUAGGGUUGGGGUUAGGGUUAGGGUGUGUAUAUAUGUGUAUGGAGCUAUCUAGUGAACUUUUCAAUACAUUAUAAUAUCCAAUACAUAACGUUUACUAUAUUAGUGCGCGAAACAUGGAACACUUACCAAUUUCUGUGAGACGAGUUUGAUAACUGCUUGUGCAAUUUUCUGCAGUCUAAAGUUUCAUGUUGUCUGUGCAUCUACAUUCUUUGGAGACACCAUUUGCCUCCUGACAAAUCGGAAAAUGAUCAAGAUUAGAUAGUGACUCUAAUUGAUUUACAUGUUGUAUUGGCAAAUAUUAGUAAAUAUGACUGUUGACAUUGCUUUUUAGUCUUCAAUAUUUGAGCGAGUCAUGCUUUGGAAGUGACAAUAAGUUUUUAUUACCCCACCCUUGAGUUGUUUACUUUUACCCAACAUUUUACUCACUCAAAAUUAUUUUGUUUGCCCAACCCUUUUCUCUUCGGUGAGUCGAUUCUAGUGUUUGUGUAUGUAGUUGUCGUCCUUCUUGUUGUUCGAACUCGUAUUUUUAGGUUACUGAAUGAAUACCUUUCAGAAACCUGCACAUUAUGUACUUCAUUUUAAAGACUAAGUACGCCUUGAAUCAGGGGUGGAUUUAUAGGGGGGUGCGCAACCCCCCAGGGCAGUCUGGCAAUAUUCGAUUUUGGGCAGUCUGGCAAUAUUCGAUCAACAGUCGGGCAAUUUUGGUUUGUAAUAAAAAUAAAUGGGACCAAUUCUGGCAAUUUAGUGGAAAAUUCAGUAAAUUUUGUGGUCAAUUUUUUUUGGGGGGGGGAGGUCGCCGAAAUAUUUUUUCCGUACUAGUCGGGCACAAUCCCGAAAAGUCGGACAAAUUUCUUUCCGCCCCCUAAUUUUUUCCUUCCGGUACGCCCAUGGCAAUCACGGCUUCAAUUUUUGAAUUGCAGAAUAAUUAGAUGCACUAUCUAGUGUAUAUAAGAUAUCUAUGGGUACGACCAAAAAUCUUGAAUCAUCGCACUCGGACUAAAAAAUGCGUUUUCUUAUUUCUCUGUAGGAAAUAACGUUAUGGCGAAAGGGGGAAUUUAAAAGACGACAACAUCCCGUGUUGGUCACAGACAUGGACUCGGAGAAGAAAGAAUGAUCUGAAAUAACAAGGCAAGCAUUUUUAUAUCAAAAAUUGUUGAAAUUACAUUGUACAUUGCUAUGGUUUUGGUUGGCAGAACCUAAGCUGAAAAAUCGAUUGGCCUUUCCGUAAUCUCAUGGGAACGCCCUGUUGGAUGGCGAAAAGUUAGUCGGUAGAUAUAUUGAAUAGGAACUCGAAAUUAUUUGAUUAUUUGAAUGUUGGAUUGGUCUGCCCUCGCCAGUCAUUCACUGGGAUAUGGACAAUUCAGCUAUAGACUAAAUUUUGAUCUAGGCAAGAAAAACGAAAUCCAUCACCACAGCUAGAAAGAGCAUGUUAAAAUUAGUAAAAUUGCAAAUUUUGUUUGCGAAGUGUUGUAAAAUGAGGAAGAUAUAGACCUAACAAAUUUGCAAAUUUUGUAUUAAUUUUUAUUACGCGCUGGAAAAUGCACCUCAUUUCGGCCGAAAGUGGUUCAUUUUCUUGUGCGUAAUACAAAUUAAUACAAAAUUUGCAAAUUUCACAGGGCUAUAUAUUUUCCACAUUUUACAACAUUUCGCAACCAAACUUUGCAAUUUUACUAAUUUUAACAUGCUCUUUCUAGCUGUGGUGAUGGAUUUCGUUUUUCUUGCCUAGAUCAAAAUUUAGUCUAUAUCUGGGAUCAUCCAUUUAGGGGGCUGAUUACAUGGAGAGUUUUCAGCCCGGGCUGAGUUUCAGCCCGGUGAGAUCCACUUGCCUUGUUAACAACGCAUAUAAAAUUCGAUUUGUUUUCAUAUGAGAAAUGUGCCAGCCCAGCUACAUGCACGCGUGAACAACCUGUUUCCGGUUGAUAUCGGCAGACUUGAACAAGCUUGUGCUGUACCCUAAUGCCUGGUUUCCAUAUGGUCGUAAAGAUUGAGUCGCGAUCUUUCUCAUCAGCCGAAAUACAACAUUUUAGAACAUACUAGAACUGAAAAUACGCAGCGUGAUUAUAACUAGAGAAUACUUAUGAUUUAUAUGUGGUUUACAGGUAUAAACUAUUAUUGAGUGACUCUAUUUUACGACGAUAUCGAAACCAGGCUUGAGAACAAGUUGUCAAUAAUGUUGUUGCAACAUUGCUUAGUUGUAACAAUGCUGUGACAACAUUGUUGACAACUUGUUCUUAGAGUGCAAGCACAACGUUUUCCAAGCCUGUCGAUAUCAACCGGGGACAGUUGUUCGUUUUUACGCGUGUACACACGCAGAAAUCUCACAUUUUGUAUAGCAAGUCUGCCAACAAGCCAUCAACAAGUUGUGUUCGCAUUGCUUGUCCCAAGUUGUCAACAAGUUUGGAACAAGCUGUUAACAACUUGUAACAACCUUGUUGAUAUUAUCAGACUUGUUGCAAGGUUGUUCCAACAAGUCCGAUACAGUCAUGAUAUAACAAUAUUGUUAUACAACUUUGUGUCGUCAACCUUGUAACAUUCUUGUUAUAUCAUGUUUGUAUCAGACUUGUUAGAACCGGUAACAAAGUCUGAUAAUGCCAUCAAGCUUGUUACAAGUUGUUGACAGCUUGUUCCAAACUUGUUACAACAACUUGUGAACAGAUUUUUAACAACUUGUUUGCAAUCCUGUAACAACUUGUGUGUUUUUACGUGUGUAGAUAAGAUCUCGCAAAAUUCAAUAGCUACCACAGAAUUUGAAAUAUAUACUCUUAACAGUCGUCGAUACUUAGCCUAUCCAAUGCCAUGGUUCAGUCACGUGACGCUAAACCUGUAAAGCGAUUGGUUUAAAAAUGAAUAAUCAAAUAAAUUAUGUUGUCAAUACCAGCACGAAAUAAUUGGCACCCUCGUAGAUGAUUAAAUUGUGCCGACAUGGUGCAGUGAUAGAAUAUAGAAAUUUGGUAAUUGUAACGUAUGAAUGAUUCAUAAUAUUUAACUUUUAUGCUUUUGUUUUUUUGCUCUAGUUCUAGUUUUUGCGCCCCAUUAAAGUGCAUAUGACAUGAAAUUUCUUAUUUUCUUAAAUGAAAGAACUCUUUAAGCUGUAGUGUAACUUACUUUUCAGUUUCUUGUUUUUAUGUUUUUUUCCAGAGAUAUUUCAAUUUGUUUGAUAUGUAAAUGAGUGUGAAUAUGUCCGCUAAUUUAUGACGUCAUGUUGGUUGCAAGCUCUUCAAAAUGGUGGAAUAUCACGGCUAUCAUCCAAGAUGAUAAUAUCAAACUUCACUCACUGGUAAAUGUGAUGAAACACUGGAGAAAAACGUGAACUGAUAUCUACAGUUUGUAGAGUUAAUACAUUUAUAACCAAUGUAAGUUGAGCUUGCAACCAACGUGACGUCAUAAAUUAGCCGACAUAUUCACACUCAUUUACAUAUCAAACAAAUUGAAAUAUCUCGGAAACAAACCAUGGGAACAAACCAUGAAAACAAGAAAAUGAAAAAUAAGUUACACUACAGCUUAAAGAGUUCUUCCAUUUAAGAAAAUAAGAAAUUUCAUGUCAUAUGCACUUUAACUAAACCUUGUCUAAGCCGAGAAAAUCAAGGCUAAAGUUUAUGUAAAUGAACAUGAUUUUUUAUCACAUAUAAAACUACCGACACGGCAGUGAUUUUCUUUGUCUUUUCCUCAUGAAUUAUUGAGUUUCUUAAAUAUAUUAUAUACAGGGUGUAUAAAAAAAACUGAACCCUUUCAAAUUCAAAUUAGCUAUAACGUAUAUUGUAGUAAUUUGACAGCUCUAAUUGCUUUGAAUUAACGGUUGGGUAAGAACACAAGGUCUGGUACUCAUGGGACAAAACUCUUAAAAACUUUUAAAUUUUCUAAUUUUUAUUUCUUUGAGUUUUGUCCCAUGAGUACAAGACCUUGUGUUCUUACCCAACCAUUAAUUCAAAGCAAUU